This is a messenger RNA of Hansenula anomala, 4197 nucleotides long. RefSeq lists its product as uncharacterized. The record is from RefSeq and is a predicted model, not a curated record. Gene Ontology annotation, cellular component: mitotic spindle; spindle microtubule; microtubule organizing center. NCBI's taxonomy places the organism in Eukaryota, Fungi, Ascomycota, Saccharomycetes, Phaffomycetales, Wickerhamomycetaceae. The transcript is spliced from 2 exons. Gene Ontology annotation, molecular function: microtubule binding. Bases 1 to 4197 code for a protein of 1398 amino acids. Gene Ontology annotation, biological process: astral microtubule depolymerization; mitotic spindle assembly.
AUGUUCAACUACACUGGAGAAACGUUAUAUGCUAUAAUAACAGCCAACGAUAAUGAUGUUGAGAAGAAAGUCGAAGUUUUAACCGAAUUGAAAGCACAUAUAAAACGUGAAUUUGUUGAUCUCACAUCUGUUACAAAAUAUUUUGAAAGUUUGAAAGUCGCAAACAAAUCCAAUGACUUUAAAUUAUCAUCAGUUGCCUUUUCUACAAUUUGCCAUCUAAUCAAAAGAGUGGGUAUGCAAGACCCUCAUAUAUUAAGAGGAGUUUCAAAAAUUACACUUCCGAUACUAGUCAAUAGACUACUGGAUCAAAAACCAAACUUUAGAACGCAGGCUAAGAAUUCAUUAGAGACAUUUUGGCUAGCUACUCCAACUAUCGUUGAAACUUACUUGAAGGACUCAGCACUUAUCCACUCAAACCAGAACAUUAGAUCAGAAUCUAUAGUCUUCAUAUCAGAUCUGAUAGACUUGAAUAAAAACUUCAAUUUCACUCAGUUCCUUCCAAAUCUUGUCAACUUGCUUAGAGAUGAUUGCAUUGAAGUUGUGAAAAACACAGAAGUGCUGUUGAUAAAAUACUACAUCCUGAACAAAGGAAAAUCAUCUGAACUAGUGAAGGAGUUCAAGAACCAGAGGGUGGAUCAACGAACAGCGGUGAAGGUGUUAAAGGAAGUGGACCUUGUUGCUGCAAACUCUUAUACCUCAGAAGUUAAAUCAAUGGGAACAACAUCAAGAUCUACUAUCGAUUCUUUCAACAACCUGACUAGAUCCAGAAAUGCAAGAACUACAUCCAACAUAUCCAAACCAAAGGCUAAAACUUUGAGCACUUCAACUGAGCUAUCAGAUAUAUUAGCAAAUGUUCCAACUGCAAAGUUAGAUGAAUCAAUACAACCUAAAGCCGUAUCAUCUGCUCAGGAGUUAAGCAAAGAAGUGGAAUUGUUACUACCUCCUUUCAAUGGGAAGGAAACCGAAUUCAACUGGGGUAAUAGAGAGAAAAACAUUAUCAAAUUUAGAUCUCUUAUUGCUGGAAAUUCAGAGACCUAUCCGGAUGCUAUGGUGAAUGCUACUAGAUCUCUCAAUGAAGGUAUUUCCAAAUCGGUAACAUCAUUGAGAACAACAUUAUCAUCAAAUGGUUGCCAAUUGAUAAAGGAAAUUGCUGCUCACUUAACAAAACAUAUAGAUCCAAUUGCUGAACAGUUAUUCCAUUCAUUAGCCUCCAUGACAUCAGCCACCAAGAAAAUCACAUCGAUGAAUGCUUUUGGCUCGCUUUGUGUGCUUCUAACCAACAUCAGUUACAACAACAGACUUUUCAAUCAAUGCUUUGCCUUAUAUCAAGAUAAAAAUGUUCAACCUCGCUUAUAUUCAUCAACUUUUCUUCAGAUUUUUAUAUUGAAACAUGGUGCAAAAUUUGACCAACAGAAUUUAGACACAAUCCAAAAGUGGGUUUCAAAAGGUGUAUCAGACCCAAAUAUUAGCAUCAGAGAAUCAAUGAGAUCUACCUUCUGGAUACUAUAUAAAAGAUUCCCUCAAAUGGGGGAUGCAAUUAUUUCUAAACAAGAUACAAGCGUGAAAAAAGCAUUGGAAAGAUCAAAACCAUCUGAUAUUACCGCUUCAUUCUCAACAACAUUAUCCAGAUCAUCAACAUUGGCUAAUGAAAGAAAACGUCCGUCAAUCAGAGAUUUUGUUGCCUCCAAACAAAGAGAAAGAAGAUCAACUUCUGACUCAUCUGCCCUCAACUACAAUCACUCAAGAGAACCAUCUGAUAGUGCUCAGCCACAAGAUUUUGGGAACUCUUCAAAUGCUGAAAUAGGCAAACCAACAAGAAUUGGCGCUGCUCAAAGAGUCAGAGUUCCAAGUUCAGGAAAUUCAUACAUGCUACCAAGACAGCUAUCUAAAGGUGCUAGAUCAAGCUCACUCAAUACACAUCAACUGAAAACAGAUAACAAAAGUCCAGAGCCAAUAGAUACAACCGGACCUUCAGUUGUAACAAGGGCUGCAAGUGAGGAACCAAUCAUAAAGAACCCUAAUGAGAUAGAGGUGAUGAUGAAACAAUUGGGAUCACCGCUUACAAGGGAAAGAAUUAGUGGUAUUCAGAGUUUGAAAGAUCGCUUAAACCGUGGUGAGAAAGUUAGUGGACUAUCACAAAUUUUGAAAAAUCUGAUAAUUUUGGAUGGAUUUCUACUAAAGCCUCUACUCAAAAUCCCAGAAUUCUAUGACUUACUUGAUGUUACUAUGCUGCUAAAACUUAUAGCUGUGAAUAAAGAGGACAUUGGUAUUUUGGUCACCAGAUUUGAUAAAAUUGAAAUAAUAAAGGGAAUCAACGGUGUAAUCAGGUCAUUAGAAUCUCUUCAAUUUGAUAAUGCUCCAUCAACAAUGUUCCAUAUCAAGCACAAAAACACCUUUUUGGAUUUCUCAAUAAAAAAUCUUUAUGAACUUAUUUCAAGUGAUGAAUCUGUUGCUUCAGAUGAGAUUAUUGAAGAAACUUGUCAAUCAAUAUUUCCUCUUUCAAUCAGUGACUAUCCAAGAUAUGAUGAAUUGGUUGUUAAACUCAAUGGUCUCAAUGAAGAAUUGUUUGAAAAAACUCUGAAAAGCUCAAGCGCAUACAUAAAGUCAAAAAUUCAUAUGAUUUUGGAAGAUUUCAAGGAAAUUGUGGAAGAAAAGCCAAUGGAUGCAACUGAACAUGGAUUAGGUGAAAUGACGAUGAUCAACCCAUUGAAUAGAAAGCCUACUGACCCAACAACAUCUAUAAAAGCUGGUUUUGGUACCGAUAUGACAAUGAUUUUACCCAAUUUUAAACCGGCUUUAGAAAAGGAAAAUUAUGAUGAAGAUUUAGAGAUGAGGGAUUCGCAUGAAAAAGAUGUUGAUUUUAUGAGUGAUAUUUUUGCAAAGCCAAUUAAAAGAGAAAGCAUAACAGGGCAAAAUCCAGGGCAAAAAGUUGAACCUGAAUUUCCUGGUGAAAAAGUUCAACCACAACAAGAAGCUGGAAAAUUUACUGAAAACAUCGAAGAUGAUGUGGAUAUGGAAAUUAGAUCAGAAACUAAUAUUGCUUCACCUUUUCUUGAGAAUCCAACAGAUGAUGAUGUUAUUGAAGUGGAAAACAAGAUUAUAACUGAUGCACCAAGCUUGAGACCUAUAGAUGGUAAUGAUGACCAUGUCCAUAGUGAUGAGAUAACAAGAAAUAUAACAGACCAGAUCAGCGGGAUUCACAUCUCUCCACAGAAACCUUCAACCCCAGCCAAAGAUAUGUCUCAAAUAAUCAAUCAAACUGAUCCUUUCUUUAAUAAUACGAAAAAGCAUAUAAAAAUAUUUGAAGAUAAGGAACCAACAGAACCAACAGAGAGAAAGCUUACGGACUUGGAGUUGUCUCAUAUUGAAUCAAUUAUUUCAAGAGAAGAUGCACAAAAUUCUGAUGAGUUGAUAAAAGAUAUUUCAUCGUUGGUGGACUGUUUCGAGAAAGAUCAAGUAAGCUCAAAGGAGAUGAAUAAAAUGAUCAAAUGUCUACACAAAGUUAUUGGUAAGAAGGAAGUUUUGUCAUGGAUGAAAACUAGUGGAUACAAGCCAAUCUUGAUGAGCAUAAUAAAAUAUUUCAAUUUGAGUGCUAAUAUUACCAAAGAGUUGUGCUUCAAAGGUUUGAUUGUCUUUAAAGAGUUGGUUGUUUUGAACACACUUUUUGAAAACUUGUUGACUUUAACUGAAACUGUUGCUAUUUGGAAUAUUUUGGUCAUGGUUAUUGAGAACUUGAAAAACUUCAAGAAUGAGAUUUAUAUUGCAGCUGAUGAAAUUGUUGACGAAAUUCUAGAAUUGAAUUUGGUCAAUGGUAAGAGUACUAUAAGAAAUAGUUGCUAUGCUCUUUUGAAAGAAGGUGAAACAAAUAAUACACCUCUCACCUCAUUUUUAAUGUUGACAUUGAUUAAAUGCAUUGAACAUGAGAGUUUGUCCUUUGAUCAAAUCAAAGAGAUUGAUAAUAUUGUUUAUAAGUAUUUGACAAGUGAUGAAGUUGAAGUUAGAAGAUUGACGAUUAUAACGUACUCCAAGUGCAAAAAUAAACUUCAAUUAAUUGAUUCAAACUCAAUUCGAAAAAACAUCAAUGGAAAACUCAAAGUUGAAACAAUGGAUGAAAACAGAGAACAAGAUACUUUGAACUUUUUUGAUAAGUUGAGUACAUCUCAAAAAAAAUUGGUGGAUUAUUAUUCCAAUGCUUGA